Messenger RNA from Opisthorchis viverrini, 507 nucleotides. RefSeq lists its product as hypothetical. The record is from RefSeq and is a predicted model, not a curated record. The transcript has a single exon. Lineage: Eukaryota; Metazoa; Platyhelminthes; Trematoda; Opisthorchiida; Opisthorchiidae. The annotation marks the transcript as partial.
ACAAACGACACAGACAGUACAACGCCAGUCACCAAGGUCACAAACCCGGAAUGGCCGAAGCUUGGCGAAAUAUCCUUGGAAAACUUAGGUCUACUGAAUCGUUUGACAACCGCUGCAAGCAUUGUAUGUCGUCGUCCGACAAGUGAAAGUUCCCCGGUUCACUCAACCGGUUCUGUGGAGAUUCCUUUUGAUUCCUUUUUCUCUGCCACCGGUUCUGCAAUGACUGCUAGAGAAGAAGCCGAAGAAUCCAAGGAAGCUCAGCUCGGUCUCCUUCGUGCUUUGUCGAACAGUGAGUUUGAUGAGACGACGUCGUCGAGACCGGUGACUCGUGCCACGCGGCCAAGUGAAGAUGCGGCAUCUGCCCGAGAUCCGUCGACUUCAGAAUUACUUGCCAUGGCUGCUGUCACCUUGGCGCAAUCAUUCGAACGUGGGGCCGACACCCUUGACUGUUCCGACAAACUGGUGCCGUGUCAAAGUCGGGCUGGACGUCUUCGGGGGAAGUGGUAG